Molecule: messenger RNA, 1176 nt
Organism: Penicillium cosmopolitanum
Lineage: Eukaryota; Fungi; Ascomycota; Eurotiomycetes; Eurotiales; Aspergillaceae
Product: glutathione-independent formaldehyde dehydrogenase
Exons: 9
Coding region: 1-1176 (391 amino acids)
Molecular function (GO): oxidoreductase activity; zinc ion binding
Source: RefSeq, a predicted model, not a curated record
AUGACGUCCGCUACCACCAUGCAGGCAUUGAACUACCUCGGGCCUUACAAGGUUCGCGUGGAAGAGGUGGAAAAGCCAAAGUUGCAGCAUCCUGAUGAUGUUAUUGUCAAGGUCACCACUGCUGCUAUCUGCGGGUCAGACUUGCACAUGUACGAAGGGAGAACGGCCGCGGAGCCAGGAAUAACUUUCGGUAAGAUUUCCACGCUGAACCAACUGUCGACAAUCACUGAAAAGGCAAAAGGACACGAGAAUAUGGGAAUCGUUGAGGAGCUCGGAGAGGGAGUCACAUUAUUGAAGAAAGGCGACCGUGUUGUGAUGCCAUUCAAUGUCGCCGACGGCCGCUGCCGCAACUGCGAGGAAGGAAAAACGGCUUUCUGCACUGGUGUCAAUCCCGGAUUCGCAGGUGGUGCAUACGGUUAUGUCGCCAUGGGCCCUUACCGCGGAGGACAGGCACAGUAUAUUCGUAUCCCAUAUGCCGAUUUCAAUGCUCUGAAGCUCCCCCCAGGCAAGGAGCACGAGUCCGAUUUUAUUCUUCUUGCAGAUAUUUUCCCCACCGGCUGGCACGGUGUCGAAAUUUCCGGGUUCAAGUCAGGUGAAAGCAUUGCUGUCUUCGGCGCCGGUCCUGUUGGUCUGAUGGCGGCGUACUCGGCUGCAUUGCGAGGAGGAUCGAACAUAUACGUGGUUGAUCGUGUCGCCGAGCGCUUGGAAGCCGCGAAGAAGAUUGGGUGCAUUCCAAUUGAUUUCACAAAGGGCGAUGCAGUUGACCAGAUUAUCGCGCAUAACGGUGGUGAGGUUGACCGGUCCAUCGACGCUGUCGGCUACCAGGCAGUUGGUUCCGACGGCUCCUCCGAGAAGGCCAACAUUGUUCUUGAGAACAUGAUUCGGGUAAGUUCUCCGUUCGACCCUGGUGCCGCCGACCCUGCUACUGCAAAUGGAAUGAUCAGCUUGAGCUUUGGAAAGCUUUUCGAGAAGGGCCUUUCUAUGGGUACCGGACAGUGCAACGUGAAAUCCUACAACAGAUAUCUGAGAGACCUUAUAAUCGCCGGAAAAGCGAAGCCUAGCUUCGUAGUAUCACACGAGCUAGGAUUGGCCGAUGCGGAGAUGGCAUACGAUAAGUUCGACAAAAGAGCAGACGGUUUCACAAAGGUUUUACUACACCCCAAUGGUGGUUUCUGA